GCCGGAGCUUUUACAAAGGGGGAGCGUUAUUCGUAGGCUGCCAUCAUGGAUCAGCCUGUGAAGCUCGCCAUCGUGAUGAAGGUCAUCGGACGCACAGGAUCUCGUGGACAGGUCACACAAGUCAGGGUGAAGUUUCUGGACGACCAGAACCGCCUCAUCAUGAGGAACGUGAAGGGACCCGUGCGUGAGGGUGACAUCUUGACACUCCUGGAGUCAGAGCGCGAGGCCCGCCGCUUGAGAUGAGAGGGCCUUCAGCGGAGAGGCUGGCAGCUGUGACGGAUAAAGACGCGCCACAGGGCAGUUUGAGCCUCAGUUGUCAAGACUGUCUGUUCUCCACCAAGCAAGAUAGUCAGCCACGCAGCAGCACUGCGUGUGUUUUUAUUCCUAAUGCCCAUGCCAACUUGAUAGGUGCAAGAAAGCGUUUCAGGACUCCUUUCGAAUUGAGCAGUUGGGCAUGGCUUGCUACUUGCAAGUAUUGCUAAGCGCAGUGUCUGUGUAAAGCUUUCAAGAC
This is a messenger RNA of Coccomyxa subellipsoidea C-169, 511 nucleotides long. RefSeq names its product ribosomal protein S28e. Bases 46 to 243 code for a protein of 65 amino acids. NCBI's taxonomy places the organism in Eukaryota, Viridiplantae, Chlorophyta, Trebouxiophyceae, Coccomyxaceae. The transcript has 4 exons. Gene Ontology annotation, biological process: translation; ribosomal small subunit assembly; maturation of SSU-rRNA. Gene Ontology annotation, molecular function: structural constituent of ribosome. The record is from RefSeq and is a predicted model, not a curated record. Gene Ontology annotation, cellular component: cytosolic small ribosomal subunit; ribosome.